ACUUCAUCAAGAUCCCCAACUGUACGCCCGCAUUCGACUCGGAGUAUCUCACAAACGGCAACAUCCAGAAAGCCGUCAAGUUCAUAGUCGACUUUGCUAAAGGAUUGAAUAUCCCUGGUCUCGAGUUUAAGGUGCACGAUGACGGAGAACGCCCCCCAAUGGUGUUAAUGGUGUACCCAGGCGAAGCUAACCACAAUGUCAUGAUCUACGGACACUUGGAUAAGCAACCGUUUAUGGAG
Molecule: messenger RNA, 239 nt
Organism: Sphaeroforma arctica JP610
Lineage: Eukaryota; Ichthyosporea; Ichthyophonida
Exons: 1
Source: RefSeq, a predicted model, not a curated record